AUGUCACAAUAUCAGAAACAAGUCAACGAGGCUGGAACCCUUUCGAGACAUUUGGAGAACCAGCGCCGACAGGGCCCCACCGUCACCUAUCAUCUGUACCUCUAUCGGGAGGAACUGUCCCGACGCAAUGUCGAGUAUAUGCGUUUGUCUAAGGCCAAGUAUUUCAUCACGGAGAAGCUGCUGGCCAAGACGGUGCGCAAUCUCAAGAGUUGCAGUGUGGAUGAGCUCAAAGCGGUCAAUCACCAGAUUGUGUUCCGACAUAAGUUGAAGCGUCAGAUACAUCGUCUGCGGAAACUGCAAAGUCUCGGCAUCAAGAAUGCCAAUCCGCACAUGGAAAGCACGGAGCUUUAA
Messenger RNA from Scaptodrosophila lebanonensis, 351 nucleotides. RefSeq lists its product as uncharacterized. The transcript has a single exon. The record is from RefSeq and is a predicted model, not a curated record. Bases 1 to 351 code for a protein of 116 amino acids. Lineage: Eukaryota; Metazoa; Arthropoda; Insecta; Diptera; Drosophilidae.